Molecule: messenger RNA, 1425 nt
Organism: Cladophialophora yegresii CBS 114405
Lineage: Eukaryota; Fungi; Ascomycota; Eurotiomycetes; Chaetothyriales; Herpotrichiellaceae
Product: acyl-CoA dehydrogenase
Exons: 4
Coding region: 1-1425 (474 amino acids)
Molecular function (GO): flavin adenine dinucleotide binding; oxidoreductase activity, acting on the CH-CH group of donors
Source: RefSeq, a predicted model, not a curated record
AUGUCGGUCCCAUACCUCCUCAACAGCGCCACCGGGCACAUUCCCGCCUCCGAGAAGAUCCCGGUCAUCGCCCGGCCUUUCGUCAGCGAGCGGGCAAAGAAGACCUUGGACCUAGUCGAACGCUUCGUCGAGGAAGACUGCGUCCCCGCCGACGCCGUCUUCGCGCAACAGAUCAACGAAAAGGGCCAUGACACGGUCUCCCGCUUCGACUCGCACCCGCAGGUCAUUGAAGAUCUCAAGACAAAGGCCCGCAAACUGGGCCUCUGGAACAUGUUCCUCCCCAAGAACCACUUCAAGGAAGGCGCCGGGUUCUCGAACCUCGAGUACGGCCUUAUGGCUGAGUACUUGGGCAAGUCCGCGACCGCGAGCGAGGCGUGUAAUUGCGCCGCCCCGGACACGGGCAACAUGGAGGUCUUUGCAAAGUACGGCACCGAGGAGCAGAAGAAGCAGUGGCUGGGCCCGCUGUUGAACGGCGAGAUCCGGUCGGCGUUCUUGAUGACGGAGCCGCAAGUGGCGAGUAGCGACGCGACGAAUAUCGAGCUGAACAUGCGGAAGGACGGCGAUUACUACGUUCUUAACGGCCAGAAAUGGUGGUCCAGCGGUGCUGGCGAUCGCCGCUGCAAGAUCUACAUCGUCAUGGGCAAAUCAGAUCCUACCAACAAGAACGUCUACCGACAACAAUCCGUCAUUCUCGUGCCGGCAGACACCCCGGGCAUUACCAUCGAGCGCAUGCUCUCCGUCAUUGGUUUUGACGACGCGCCUCACGGCCACGGCCAUAUCAGUUUCAACAACGUCCGAGUGCACAAGAGCAAUAUGGUCCUCGGCGAGGGCCGCGGGUUCGAAGUUGUCCAGGGCCGUCUGGGGCCCGGUCGUAUCCACCACGCGAUGAGAUCCGUUGGUGCUGCCGAGAAAGCGCUGGAAUAUUUCCUUGCCCGCAUGAACGAUCCCUCAAGACGCCCCUUCGGCAAGAAUCUUUCCGAGCAUGGCAUCCAGCUCGAACGUGUCGCGCGCUCACGCAUUGAAAUCGACUCGGCUCGCCUGGCUGUGCUCAACGCUGCCAUCAAAAUCGACCAGUCCAACGCCAAGGAUGCGCUGAAGGAGAUCGCCGAGGUUAAGGUCCAGGUGCCCAACAUGCUCCUGGACGUCCUCGACCGUGCCAUUCAGGCUUAUGGUGGCGCCGGUGUUUCGCAGGAGACUCCUUUGGCGUCUAUGUGGGCGAGCGGACGGACCAUGAGGAUCGUGGAUGGUCCUGAUGAGGUGCAUAUGCUCCAGCUGGGACGGAACGAGAACAAGCGCGGCGCGGCUCUGUUGAAGAAGAUUGAGGCGCAGAAGGCCAAGUCCCGGGAGUUGCUGAAGCAGUAUGGGCUGCAAGCGAGGGACCCCUUGGAGUUGAAGCGUGUGAGUGGUGGGCAGUCCAAGUUGUAG